UUGUGUAGAUCCAACGCCCAAAGCGAUUCUGUAUAAAUCCUCCGUAUGGAGGAAAAGCGUCUGUCAUAAAACUCUAGUUCUCAUCCUUCCUUGCAAUCUUAUAUCGUGGCUCAAGGAUUGAAGAGUCGAGUUCUUGACAUAAACUCCCCUUUCCUUUUGAUCUAUCGCUUCGCUCAAAAAGAUUGAAGGGCGAUACUGCAUCGAGCUGCUUGCAAAAGCCAACUUGAUUAGACAUGGUGGUCUACUCAGCUUUCAAGCGAUCGCUCUCUCUUCCACCAACGCAGAAGGCCGCGAAAUCGUGCCACGUUCGCUCGACCAGUUUGCCAUGCAGGGCUCACCCGGACUUAGCCCUGGUGAAGGAUCAAAUGCACAAGAUCACCGCGUGGAUCAUCAAGAAGGAUUCCACUUUCAAUAAUCUGCUAUCAGGCCUUAGAAUGCUCAAGUCCUUGUAUGACACAAUGGAUGACUUUCUUCAGCUGCCACAAACUCAAGAAGUAGUCUCCCACAAUGAGAGGUGGGCCAAUCUCCUUCUAGAUGAUCUACUUAAGUUUCUUGAAGUUUUUGGCGUUGUGGGCACAGUCCUGUCAAGCCUCAAGGAGCACCACCUGAGCACUCUGAUCUCGCUGAGAAGGAGAGAUUCGACCAACAUGGAAGCUAACGCGCAGUCCUUCAUAGGCCACAGAAAGAAAGCCAACAAGGAGAUGACCAAACUGAUAACUGUUUUGAAGAGCAUGAUCAAGCCAUCAGCAGCAGAAAUCUCAAGAGAAGAGGUGGAGAUAUUAGCCAUCUUCAAUGAUGUCAAAGCGUUGACAGUGUCCAUAGCCAUUUCUAUAGUCUCUGGUCUGUGUUGGACACCAAGAAGGGUCUUUGGCAAAUGGGUAGGUUUGCCUAAGAGAAGAAUUGAGAGUAUAAAGGAAAUCGCUGAUGCAGACUCUGUCUUGGACUGUGUUCUGAGAUGCAGAGGGCGCUUGGAUGAUGAAACGUCUAAGAUGGCACUAGAGAGUAUGGUUGCUUUGGAGGACUGCCUUAAUGGCCUGGAGCAUGGGAACGAGUCUAUAUUUAGGGGGCUAAUCAACACUAGGGUGUCCAUUCUCAACAUUCUAACACAAUAAACAGCUUGUUUCCUGUUCGUUAUUUGGGUUUUGUUUGUUUCAUCAAUAGAUAGAGCUUAUGCCUUUUUGCAGCAGCCAUCUCUGUGUACAGCAGUUGUUUUUAUGAAGGAAAAACGUACAAGAGAACGUUUUGAUAUAACCAUUUUUGUUUUGAUGAAACAUUUUCUCUCUCUUCUUUUGCAUUACAUUCGAUUCAAAGGAUAUGAAAAAUGAACGGAGUUUUUGCGCAA
Nymphaea colorata (pocket water lily) is the source of this 1342-nucleotide messenger RNA. RefSeq lists its product as uncharacterized. Lineage: Eukaryota; Viridiplantae; Streptophyta; Magnoliopsida; Nymphaeales; Nymphaeaceae. Gene Ontology annotation, biological process: root development; shoot system development. The record is from RefSeq and is a predicted model, not a curated record. The transcript has a single exon. Bases 234 to 1112 code for a protein of 292 amino acids.